ACUAAGCUUCGAAAACUUCACGAAUAUUGUCCUGUGCUUUCUCUCCUCGUAUUCCCUCUCUCAGAUACUCGAAAGUAUGACGCGAAUGCGACUGUUGUUGGGUUUUCUGGCGUUGGCUAAUGGCCAGGUCAUUUAUCCGGAUCAGUACAAUAGGAUGACUAGCUUCGGUCGUGCCUCGGCAUUAUCCGCUAAUUACCAAGCGGACAGCAGUAGUCAACCUGUUCAAAUGAAUCAACAAUUCAAUCCAGGAUCCGCUGUCCAAUCGAAGCCGACAGGAGAAUUUUAUUCUACGACCGCACGCGUACCCUUGUAUUCGUCGACGAGUACUGUACUGACAGCCAGUCCGCAAUCUACGUCGGAAGCUUGGCGCAAUCAUGUAAACAAUAUCGUAUCGAGGGGUAUCACAAAGUUUGCUCUGGACUUGGAUAGAGCGAUUGAUAAAAGCUCUGGCACUUUAACAACUAAUAAUCACGAGAACGUGAUUUUUUCUCCGCUCAGUGUAUCUGUCGCGUUGUCAUUAGUCUUAUUGGGUUCCGCCGGCAAGACCUUCGACGAAGUUACCCGGAUACUUGGCUUAGAGACCGGUGUCGAUAUAUCUCAACAUUCAGAAAUUGUUCAUCAAAUGUUUGGUCAGCUCCUGGCCAUCAUGAAUUACAGAGUUGAGAAUAGCAAUAUGCCGCGCGUGAGUUCUGCCAGUGGUAUCUUUGUCCAGCAAGGAUAUCCGAUUCGAUCAGAAUUCCGCGCGAUCAGCGAGAAUGCGUAUAAUAGCGAAGUGAUAAAUGUAGAUUUUCACACAAAAGCCAAAGAAGCGCGAGACAUAAUCAACGCAUGGGUGAAAAAAAGAACAAUGGAUAAAAUUGAUAGUAUAUUGAAUGACACGCCACAUCCAUUGACAACUGUGAUUCUUUUAUCAGCACUGUAUUUCAAAGGAGAAUGGAAUCAACAUUUCUUGGAAGGUAUGACACGGAGGAAACCAUUCUUCAUCGAGCCGAAUAACUCAAUCGAAGUAGAUAUGAUGUAUAACGGUGGUCAUUUUCCCUUCUACGAGGACAAAUCGUUGGGCGUUAAAAUAUUGGCUCUACCUUAUAAAGGUUUAGAGAUGUCUAUGUAUGUACUUCUGCCGAAAGAUGAAGGAGCCGCCGCAUUGAAGAAUUUCCAGAACCAACUGACAGUCGAUACUAUUGAGUAUCUAAUAAACAAUACGAAGAACGAGACAUGUGUCAUCGGUUUUCCCCGUAUGAAACUUUCGAGCAAAUUGAAUUUGAACCAAGCACUUGAAAGUCUAGGUCUACAUUCAUUGUUCAAUCCAAAAACUGCGGAUUUAAGCCUCUUGUCAAACGGAUACGGUCAAGCGCCACAAGCACCAAUCGUACCGAUUCCGCAAGCACAGGCUGCAGCAAUUCCGCAAGUACAGACUGCAGCGAUUCCGCAAGCACAGGCUGCAGCGAUUCCACAAGUACAAGCCGUUCCGAUUCCACAACCAUUGGCCACAUGGAUUCCGCAAGGACAAGCUGUACCAGUUCCACAAUCAUUUGAGUCGAUGCCACAACCAUUAUCUACAUCAAUUCCCCUGGCUGCGCCAGUUCCACAACCACUUGCUACAUCGAUUCCACAAGCGUCAUCACAAGUGUCACGGCAAAUCCCUUCCGGGCAAUCACUGAAGACCGAUCAGAUUUUGAUUUUCUCGCGAUUUGGGAAUAAUAAUACUCAUCAGGAGGCAAAAAGGAAUUACUUUGUGUACAACGAUAAGAAACACGGUGUCAAUGUAGAACAAUGGGACAAUGGUUUCACUAUCCGUAAGACUGAUAGAACACGUCGCGACGCUAAGAACGAAAGAGGACGUAACAACACGAAGUCAUCUCAUGCGACAUACGUUAUGGAGAACGAAGAUCUUGAAAAUAUCGCGUCAAAGAUUGGCGAUGUGAAUACGAAAUACGUGGGCUUGGAAGAAAACAAAUAUCGUUUCAAAAAUGCCGAGAAGAAAAGCAGAAGGAGACGGCAAAGCCGACCCAUAGAUCAGAACUUCCUGAGAUUCAUGCAAACUCAAAAUUUCCCCUUUUACGGUCUAGAUAUUCUGCGAAACAGCGCGAAUCUCGUGAAUCCGGGCCUGUAUGCCGACGAGGUGUUGCAUAAAGUAGAGAUGGAUGUAACGGAGAAGGGGACGGAGGCCGCCGCAACGACUGCGGUGGCUUUGCGCCGAGAUGGUAAUCAGAAGAAGCUGGUUGCCAACCGGCCUUUCAUAUUUUUCAUCAGGCACGACCCCACGAAACUGAUUCUUUUCUGGGGAACGGUGAACAAACCGACUCCACACUACGCCGUCGUCAGAUGAAGUGCACUAUGAACGUUUCUCUUAGAUAUAACGAAGUUUGCUUUCCUCGCGAAUAAUUCCUACUUAUUUUUUUAUCUAUUUAUAUAUUCAUUCUUAAUUCAAACAAAUGCGAUUAUUUUGUAUGCCUUUUUUUUAUACAUUUUGCAUUGUUGUAACACGCGAUUUCCACGCAAUAAUAUUGCGGUCACGAAUAUUGCAUUGCAAUAUAUUUGUAACACGUGUGCUUCGAAGCUUAUUUCGUGUCGUAUACCUGUGUGAGUUAAAAAACGACAUUAAAAUUAUGUUAUUUAAGUAUAAAUAGACAUAAUAUUGCAUUUUUUUUUAAAAUGUAACAACUAUUGAAAUACGAUUCAUGCAAGGAGAUAAAUAAGAUAA
Molecule: messenger RNA, 2704 nt
Organism: Cyphomyrmex costatus
Lineage: Eukaryota; Metazoa; Arthropoda; Insecta; Hymenoptera; Formicidae
Product: serpin B4
Exons: 6
Coding region: 77-2329 (750 amino acids)
Molecular function (GO): serine-type endopeptidase inhibitor activity
Source: RefSeq, a predicted model, not a curated record